Molecule: messenger RNA, 1074 nt
Organism: Colletotrichum siamense
Lineage: Eukaryota; Fungi; Ascomycota; Sordariomycetes; Glomerellales; Glomerellaceae
Gene: STRAP
Product: Serine-threonine kinase receptor-associated protein
Exons: 5
Coding region: 1-1074 (357 amino acids)
Biological process (GO): spliceosomal snRNP assembly
Cellular component (GO): SMN complex
Molecular function (GO): RNA binding; protein binding
Source: RefSeq, a predicted model, not a curated record
AUGGCGACCACACCUUCUGCUGCGGCCGAGACCUCGCGUCAAUAUGUCCCCCUCACUUGCCACGGCCACUCGCGACCUGUUCCCCACGUCUGCUUCUCUUCUCUGGAAAAGGAAGAGCAGUACUACAUGAUCUCCGCCUGCAAGGACGGAAACCCUAUGCUGCGCGAUGGCCUCACUGGCGAUUGGAUCGGAACCUUCAUCGGUCACAAGGGUGCCGUCUGGCAGGCCAGACUUAGUCCUGAUGCCUCCAACGCUGCCACCGCCUCUGCUGACUUCACUGCCAAGGUCUGGGACACCCACAGCGGCGAGGUCCUCUACACUCUUCAGCACAACCACAUCGUCCGCGCCGUUGCCUACCCUCCCGACAACUCUGAUCUGAUCGCGACCGGAGGUAUGGAGAAGAAGCUGCGCGUCUUUGACCUGAGCGACUUUGCUCCCAACCCGAACGAUGCCGCCGGUCCUGUGACUGUCCAGGCCUCGGCCGGCUUCGAGAUUGGCGAGGGCACCCACACCGGCUCAAUCAAGUUCAUCGCCUGGACUAAGGACCCUAACACGAUCGUCACCGCUUCCGAUAACACCCUCCGCUGGUUCGACCUUCCCACGCGCCAAGUCAUUCGUCAGGAGGUUCUCGACGGCGAGAUCAAGUCUUGCGAGCUGGUCUCUCUUGCUCCCGAAAUCACCUCCCCUGGCGAUAUUGGCGGCGGUCUUCCAGUCCUGGCGGUUGCCGCCGGCAAGUCCGUCUACUUCUGGGGCGGCAUCCAGGCCAUGGAUGAGCUCAAGCGCAUGGAGCUGAAGCACGGUGUUGCUAGUGUUGGCCUGGAUAUCAAGGGACGCAAGUUUGUUGUUGGAGAGGAGCCUGGCACCUGGGCCCGUGUCUGCCGCUGGGACGAUGGCACCGAGAUUGAAACCCUGAAGGGCCACCACGGUCCCAUCUGGUCUAUCGCAUUUGCCCCUGACAACAAGCUGUACGCGACCAGCUCCGAGGACGGUACGAUCAAGCUGUGGAAGAACUGCGACGGCUUCUACGGCCUUUGGCGUGGCGGUGCCACCAACGCAGAGCGCACCGUGGACUAG